Metopolophium dirhodum (rose-grain aphid) is the source of this 2803-nucleotide messenger RNA. It is a transcript of the gene Ucp4A, whose product is annotated as mitochondrial uncoupling protein 4. The transcript is spliced from 7 exons. Gene Ontology annotation, biological process: response to cold; mitochondrial transport. The coding region runs from base 219 to 1190 and encodes 323 amino acids. Lineage: Eukaryota; Metazoa; Arthropoda; Insecta; Hemiptera; Aphididae. Gene Ontology annotation, cellular component: mitochondrial membrane. The record is from RefSeq and is a predicted model, not a curated record.
GAACAUCAGGUUGUCCUUAUCAGUGUUUACAAUCUAGAAAUUCUUACGAUGUCGUUAGAGUGAUGUUUGACUUUGAAUGUCAAAUGUGUUAGACUAUAAAAUUGUAAGUACAAAAAACUUUACAGGGUCAAAUCCUCUCUAAAUGCGGCAGUUACCGGUGGCACACAUUUCAGUAACGUGUCUGAUGAUAAUAAUAACAGUGUUUAAUAAAACCAAUAAUGGUAUUCACACAAGUGGUAUCCAUCAAAGACAAAGCACCUGGAACCAAAGUAUACAACUAUGCUGAUUCAUUCUGGUGUACAUAUAUUGUGUCUGUGGUGGCUGCCAGUGUUGCAGAAAUAUUGACAUACCCAUUGGAUUUGACCAAGACCCGUCUGCAAAUACAAGGUGAAGUAGCUACAAGCAGUAAACCUACACAGUAUAGAGGCAUGUUAAAAACGGCUAUCGGCAUUGUCAAUGAAGAAGGUGCACUAAAAUUAUGGCAAGGUGUGACGCCCGCACUCUAUAGACAUGUAGUGUAUUCUGGUAUUAGGAUUGUAUCGUACGAAACCAUGCGUGAUAAAUUAUUAUUAAAAAACGAAGAUGGAUCAUUUCCGAUAUGGAAAUCGGCCAUAAGCGGAGUGAUGUCUGGUGUUAUUGCUCAGUAUGUUGCUAGUCCAGCUGAUUUGAUCAAAGUUCAAAUACAGAUGGAAGGCAAACGACGUCUGAUGGGAGAGCCUGCUAGAGUGUUAAGUGCAGCACAUGCGUUCAAAAAAAUAGUAUCUGAAAGUGGUGUCCGUGGUUUGUGGAAAGGUUCAAUACCCAAUGUACAACGUGCUGCUCUUGUAAAUCUUGGUGAUUUGACUACUUAUGAUACAGCUAAGCAAGUAAUUAUGCAUAAAACUGGAUUACCUGAUUCCCAUCUACUGCAUUGCCUUUCUAGUAUAUGUGCUGGAUUAGUAGCAGCUACAUUAGGAACUCCAGCAGACGUUGUAAAAACACGUGUUAUGAAUCAACCAACUGACAAAAAUGGAAUUGGUUUGAUAUACAAAGGAUCUUUAGACUGCCUGUUGAAGACUAUUGAAAAUGAAGGGUUUUUUGCUCUUUACAAAGGAUUUUUACCUGUCUGGAUUAGAAUGGCACCCUGGUCAUUAACUUUUUGGAUGAGUUUUGAACAAAUACGCCAUAUGCUUGGUGCUACUGGAUUUUAGAAAUUACAGAGUAUAAUCAUUAGAUCUCAUUUUUAUUAUGUUUUUCAUCUUUUACAAUAGUUCUAAAAUAUGUCAAGAUGUUUAUUUUCAUAUUCUCCGUGAUCGUAUAGAAAAUUUAGGUCAUGAAUAUACACAGUGCACACUACACAUAAUUUAUUUCAUAGAGUCUAGAGAUUGACUUCCGUACAAACUACAAGUACUAUGGAUUAUAAUUUAUAUUAUUAAUCAAAAUCAAUGAUAAGACAACAUUGUAACAAUGACAAACCAUCUAUAUCAAGCAAUAUGGAAAAAUGUAGGUCAUAUUUCCGUUACUGCAGGCUUAAUAUAAAAUUGGUAAAAAUUAAAUACUCUUUAUUUAUUACCAUAUUGAAUUAACUUUAUUUUUUUAUUUAAUUUAACUUGAUUUGUGAUUGUACCAUGGUUCAAAAUAUUGAGAUUAAAUAAAUCAAUGUUUUAAUAUUAUAAUUUCAAAAAUAAAUUAUUGAACAUUAAAACAUUGGUAAAAAAAUAUUUAGAAGUUAAAGUACUGAUAACUUGUUUUGAAUGAUAAAUUUAAAAAUAUGUACAGUACUAUAAAAAAUGUGGUUUUUUUCUUUCAAUUAGGUAACAUUUAUAUGAUUUUACUCUGAUCUUACCCUUAAACCUACAGUAAAAGAAAUACAUAUUACAAUUUUUCUAUAUUGUAUAUUGAAAUGACGGACAGUUAACUAAUGUUGAUAUAACACCACCUUCAAAAUUAAAUAAUUAAAAAUUGUGUUAUAGCAUCAAAUAUACAUUACUAAGGUUUUCAUCACUUUUGGCUCAAACUCGUGUCGUUAUUAGUGUUAUUUAUGUUUAAAAAAAAACUGUUGUUUUAAAUUGUUUGAUAAGUUAACUAUUUAAUCUAGAUUUAAUGUUUGGCCAAAUACCAAUUAUUUUAUUGUGUUAACUAAAAUAUUUACCACCCUAAUUUAUCUGUCAAUUGAAUUUACUUGUAAAAUUAUCUUUUGUUUGUACAAAUUAACAAUACAUACUACAAAUUAACUAUAAUUUAUAGAAAUAUUAAUACAUUUCUAUAAAAUAAAAGUACUUUAAGUACUUAUACAUAGAUACAUUAUACUAUCUAUGAUGCCAAUUAAACCCAAUAUCUAUUGCUAACACAAAUUGUUGUGUUUUUAUUCAAUUGCAUUUACAUACAAUUCAAACUAAAUUAAUUAUACUUUUACAUGUUAGGAUAUUAGGCUGCCUGGUAUAAAGUAAUAAAAUAUCCAAGUAGAAAAUGUAUUUUUUUUUUUUGUAGUAAUUAUGUUUUUUUUUCAAUAAACUUAGUACCAUUUUUAAAAGUAUUUAAUUUAAAUUUGCCAAAAACUGAAUUAAAGUUCUAUGUAAAUUAAUAUAAAUAAGAGACCACCAACAAAACUUUGUCUAUAUCCUACUGUAAUACUAUGAAUAAUGAUGUAUAAUCUGCUGUAUAGUAGGUUUAAAAUAUACCUCGUCACUGUACUCAACUGUAAUAACUGAUGUGUUAAAUUUGAAUUCAAUGAUCAUAUAAUUAUAAAUCAUUACAUGAAACUGUGUGUCAGACCAUUCCUAAAGAUAUUAAAUAAAUAAUAAAUAUUAAAUUAUUUAUAUAA